This is a messenger RNA of Mesoplodon densirostris (Blainville's beaked whale), 1363 nucleotides long. It is a transcript of the gene SHBG, whose product is annotated as sex hormone binding globulin. Bases 116 to 1363 code for a protein of 415 amino acids. Gene Ontology annotation, molecular function: steroid binding. Lineage: Eukaryota; Metazoa; Chordata; Mammalia; Artiodactyla; Ziphiidae. The record is from RefSeq and is a predicted model, not a curated record. The transcript has 10 exons.
CCAGACUCGGGGUGAGCCCCAAGACCUCCAGCUCUACUGGCUCAAAGUGUUACUCCUCUUGGGGGCAUUUGUAUUUUAAGAGUUGUCUGAGACGCAGAGAGGACCGCGACUCAUUAUGGAGAGCGGAGGUCCACUGGCCACACGGCAUGGGCUGCAGCUGCUGCUGCCGCUGCUGCUGCUACUGCUGCUUCCCAGCCAUGAAGGACGGGCCGUGAGACAUACUCUCCCCAGACAGGUGACUCAGGACUGGCCUGCUCUGCACCUCAGCAAUGGCCCUGGACAAGAACCUGUAACCAUCAUGACCUUUAACCUCACCAAGAUCAUAAAAACCAUCUCCUCCUUUGAGUUUCGGACCUGGGAUCCAGAGGGAGUGAUUUUUUAUGGUGAUACCAACCCAGAGGAUGACUGGUUUGUGCUAGGACUUCGGGAUGGCAGGCCUGAGAUCCAGCUUCAUAAUCACUGGGCCCAACUUACAGUGGGCGCUGGACCCCGGCUGGACAAUGGGAGGUGGUACCAGAUGGAAGUUAAGAUCCAUGUGGAUUCUGUGAUGCUGGGGCUGGAUGGGGAGGAGGUGCUGCAUCUGAGACAGGUCUCUGGGCCACUGGUGAACAAACCCCAGCCCACCAUGAGGAUUGCUCUGGGGGUGCUGCUCUUCCCUGCCUCUAAACUUGGUUGCCGCAUCCCCUGCAUCUUCCCUUCCCCCUACGGGCUCCAGCUGGUCCCUGACCUGGAUGGCUGCCUGCGCCGGAAUGACUGGCUGGACCAGCAGGCCCAGACCUCAGCAUCUGUCCCCACUAGUCUCAGAAGCUGUGCUGUAGAGUCUCAACCUGGGAUAUUCUUCCCGCCAGGGACUGGUGCAGAAUUCAGUCUCCAAGACAUUCCCCGGCCUCAUGUAGAGCCCUGGGCCUUCUCCUUGGACCUGGGACUCCAGCUAGCAGCAGGCUCAGGCCACCUCCUUGCCCUUGGGACCCCAGAAAACCCUUUUUGGCUCAGCCUCCACCUCCGAGAUCAAAAAGUGGUGCUGUCUUCUGUGUCAGGGCCAGGGCUGGAUCUGCCCCUCAUCUUGGGGAUCACUCUUCAGCUGAAGCUGACUGUGGUGGUUUUGAACCAGGGGACAAAGAAGGAGAUUCUUGCUCUGCCCCCCAUGGACCCUGACUCCCUCCUCAACCUCUGGGCCCAGACACAGGGGCGUCUCUUCCUGGGGGCUUUGCCAGGAGAGGCCUCUUCUGCAUCCUUUUGCUUGGAUGGCCUUUGGGCCCAAGGCCAGAGGCUGGACAUGGACCGGGCCCUGAGCAGAAGCCAGGACAUCUGGACUCACAGCUGCCCCCAGAACCCAGGCAAUGGCACUGACACUACCCGUUAA